Messenger RNA from Pezoporus flaviventris, 473 nucleotides. RefSeq names its product mediator complex subunit 9 (gene MED9). Gene Ontology annotation, cellular component: mediator complex. Bases 16 to 387 code for a protein of 123 amino acids. The record is from RefSeq and is a predicted model, not a curated record. Gene Ontology annotation, molecular function: transcription coregulator activity. Lineage: Eukaryota; Metazoa; Chordata; Aves; Psittaciformes; Psittacidae. The transcript is spliced from 2 exons. Gene Ontology annotation, biological process: regulation of transcription by RNA polymerase II.
CGGCGGGGGUCCGCCAUGGCCUCGGCCGCGGGGGGGAUCGCGGCCCGCACCGCCGAGGAGCCGCCGCCAUCCGAGCCGCCCGCAGAGCCGAAGCCGCCGCCGCCGCCGCCGCAGCCGCCGCCCGCGCAGGAAUUCUCCUUCCUGCCGCUCGUCCACGACAUCAUCAAAUGCAUGGACAAGGACAGCCAGGAUGUUCACCAGGUGCUGAAUGAGCUCAAGAACAAGUUCCAGGAGAUGAGGAAGCUGAUCAGCUCCAUGCCUGGCAUUAGCGUGAGCCCAGAGCAGCAGCAGCAGCAGCUGCAGAGCCUGCGGGAGCAGGUCCGGACCAAAAAUGAGCUGCUGCAGAAGUACAAGAGCCUUUGCAUGUUUGAGAUCCCCAAGGAGUAGGAAGGGUGCAGCUCUGCUGUCGGGUCUGAGAUACUGAUAUACCUCUGUCCUGGUUGAACAGGAGAAAUAAAGGUGGCAGAAGUUUA